Thermothielavioides terrestris NRRL 8126 is the source of this 1489-nucleotide messenger RNA. RefSeq lists its product as uncharacterized. The record is from RefSeq and is a predicted model, not a curated record. NCBI's taxonomy places the organism in Eukaryota, Fungi, Ascomycota, Sordariomycetes, Sordariales, Chaetomiaceae. The transcript has a single exon. The coding region runs from base 402 to 1415 and encodes 337 amino acids.
CAACGUUGUACCCGAGCCUAAGCGGCCCCACCCGGAGGUGGGAGCCCACGGUGCCCCACAUGUUCGGACCCGACCCCGCAUGGAAAUGCAGCGGCUGCUUGCUGCGGAGUGUGCUCCACACGAGUCCGGCGCAACUUUCCCAUCACCGAGCACUUCUCAUAUCCAGGCCCGGAGGGUCCGACAGUGUACAGCACAGUCAGGCCCUAUCUUAGAUAGCGCACUUACAAAUACCUUACCCUAUCUGCUCACCUUCACUGGCCACCCCGCUAUCAUGCACCACCACCUAGCAACCCACGAGCAGCCCAGCUAAACACAGACCUUGAAACCCACCUAGAUUCCGGCCCUCAUCCACCACCAAACUUCCCUCUCACACACUUUCCGUUUCUGCAACCCCAGAAACCAUGACCGCCGAAACAACAACAACAACCCCCUCCCCCUCCCCCGACCCGCACCCGCACCUCACCGCCCUCCGCCGCGACGGCUUCGUGAUCGUGCGCUCGCUGCUGACGCCCGCCGAGCUGGCAGACCUGCGCGCCGCCGCGGGGCGCCUGACCGCCGCCGCGCGCGCGGGCGCCUGGCCGUAUGUGCGCACCGUCGGCAAGCAGUUCCCGCCGUGGGACGGCUCGCUGGUGCCUUCGCGCGCGGGCAUCUGGGGCGUGCAGCACCUCCUGCAUCCGGACCUGCCGGUGCAGGAAGAGGGAGAUCGGGGAGUGUUUGUGCGCGCGUAUUUCCAUGCUGGUGUGCUGCGCGUGGCGAGGGAGUUGCUUUCGCUUUCGGAUGCCGAGGGCGAGGGCGAGGGCGAAGGGGGUGAUGGGGAUGGUGAGGGGGAUGAUGGCGAUGGCUUGACGAUGGAGCUGUUCAACAUGCUGGUGCGGCCGGACGGCGGGCGGGGGUUCGCGCUGCGCUGGCACCGCGACGACAUCCCCGCCACCGCGACCGCCGAGGAGGAGGCCGCGCGGCUGAAGAAGCCCGGCGAGCCGUACGUGCACACGCAGUGGAACCUGCCGCUGUAUGACGACGACAGCUUGAUCGUCGUGCCCGGCAGCCACGCGCGCCCGCGCACCGACGCCGAGAGGGCCGCCGAUCCGUACGCCGACCCGCUGGAGGGGCAGGUCACUGUGCGGCUGAACGCCGGGGACUGCGUGUUUUACGAUAACAAUAUCCUGCACCGCGGGGUGUAUGACGCCGAGAAGGAGAGGAUGACGCUGCAUGGGUCGGUCGGGCAUGUGAACGGGAGUCGAGAGCGGGCGCGGAACGUGCUGCAGCACGGCGUCGCCGAGUGGGUUGACCGCUGCGACUUCUCGGUGCUGGGUGAGGGGAAGAAGAGGCGGAUGGCGGAAGCGAUGCGCAGGAGGCUGAUCGAGCUGGGCAGGGAGAACCAGGGGCGGGAUGUUGGGUAUUCGCUGGAGGGGUAGCAAAGUCGUCUCUAUUUGUCAUGGAGAGUGGUCGGUCGGUAUGCGACAGGAAAUCCGCACACACCUCCCUCGUA